Messenger RNA from Coregonus clupeaformis (lake whitefish), 1283 nucleotides. RefSeq lists its product as uncharacterized. The transcript has 3 exons. Gene Ontology annotation, molecular function: serine hydrolase activity. Bases 204 to 1214 code for a protein of 336 amino acids. Lineage: Eukaryota; Metazoa; Chordata; Actinopteri; Salmoniformes; Salmonidae. The record is from RefSeq and is a predicted model, not a curated record.
AAAGCCUACUGAAGUGAGACUUUGUCGUUGUGUUUCUUGGCUAUAUACAUUGUUUUGUUCACAAGCUAGGUAGUUUUUCUAUGAUUGAGAUUGAACUGCUAGGGAAGAGAAGACAACCCUUCUACUAGUCAGACACAGCCACAAACCUGACUCUAGUGACGCUACCACGGUAACCUCCCGUCCUCAGUAACUCCCACUCAGACAUGUCUGCGCUAGUGGGAGAGGGGCGGGUCAUAGCCCAGAGGGUCACCAGAAGCAUCACCUACUACUACACCAGCCGGACACCAGGGGGCGAUACCCCCUCCCUCUCUCCUCCCACCAUUUCCCCCACCCCCUCCUUAUCCUCCCAUCUAGACACUCCUCUUCCCUCCUAUUCCCUCUCCACCCCCUUUCUCUCAGACACGCCCUCUCACCCCACCAUUUCCUCAACUCUAACCCCUUCCGCUUCGGAUAUACCAACCCUCUCUCCAUCCUCGCCCUCCUCCUCCUCCCCCCGUCCCCUCCUCCUGCUCCUCCCUUGGCUUGGCGCCAAACCGGGGGCCAUGGCGAAGUACCGGGACCUCUACCUGGAACGCGGCCUGGACAUCCUAUCUGUGGAGAGCGCCGUGUGGCACUUUCUGUGGCCUCGCUGGGGGCUGGAGUAUGGGGCCGAGGUCCUGGAGAUUCUGGAUGACCCACGUUUCAAAGGGCGCCCCCUUCUGGUCCAUGCCUUCUCCAUCGGCGGGUACACCUUCACCCAGCUGCUUAGCCAGAUGGUCAGGGAGCCACACAAGUACCCGGGCCUGGCCCAACAGGUCGUAGGACAUGUGUAUGACAGCAUGGUGGUCGGGUCGCUGGAGCAUAUGGCUACAGGCGUGGGCAAGACCUUGUUCCCUCGUAUCGAGCCCCUGGUGCGAUACACCGCUAUGCUAUACUUCUGGCUCUUCAAGUCCCAGACGGUGCACUACUACGACAACGCAGUCCAGGUCUUCUACAACAGCCCCGUCACCGCCCCGGCGCUCUUCUUCUUCUGCGAGAACGACGUGCUGUGUGAUCCCGUCGCCAUGGAGGCGGCCAUCUACUUCUGGAGGAAGCGGGGCGUUGCUGUGGAAACCAGGAAGUGGAAGGAGUCUGUGCACGCCGCUCAUCUACGCUGUCACCCGGAGGAGUACCUCUCCACCUUGGAGAAAUUUAUGAUCUCGCUCAACGUCGCCCCCCUCAGGGAGAACAUGUGAAUGGCUCAUGUGCUAAUCACAGUGGGGGGGUGUGGAUAAUUCAAUAAAGCCUGAAUACUCAUGUUCAAA